AGCUGCAAUAGAUUUAAUGGAUGAUUUAUGGAAAAAAUCUCAUCCUGCGUUAAAACGCGGGCUAUCGUCAUUACAGCCAAAAGUUGAAACUAUUGCAGCUUCAAUUGGCAUACAAAUAAAAUUUCCUAACUUGGUUGAGGAGAUUUCUGAUGACAAACACAUGGAACUUGAAGAAAAUGAUGAUGGGAAUAAUGGCAAUUCCAGGUCUGGUGUAUUGCCAAUAUCAAAACAAUCGAAGGAUCGCCAGUUACGUUCUACGACCGUGCAGUCUCGUAACACUGCGAAUGAACCAACAACCACUUCUACAUCCGACGGAGAAGAAAACGAAGAAGAGACUACACCACCACCAGUUUUACCCACAAAACGCGUUAAAAGAAAAAUUAUUGUUACUUCAUCUGAAGAAGAACAAGAAGUAGAGCAACCGAAUAAUCGAAAAAAUCGGUCAUCACGUGCUGCACGUUCUCUGGCACAACGAACAACACCACAAGCUUCUAGGCAUAAAAGUGCUUCAAGUAAUAGCGAGUUACCAAUAGAAGAAGAUGGUAGCACUCAGAAUAAAACACCUCGUUCAAGAACGAGGGCGGUCACGGCUCAAACGACGUCCUCAAGAUCUGCAAUGAAUACCUCUCAGCUUUCAGGUGGCAAACGUAAGAGUACUAUUCCAACUGCGUCACGGAAGAAGCAACCAAAAGUUUCCGAAGAAUCGUAA
This is a messenger RNA of Dentiscutata erythropus, 709 nucleotides long. Lineage: Eukaryota; Fungi; Glomeromycota; Glomeromycetes; Diversisporales; Gigasporaceae. The record is from the annotation of a GenBank genome assembly.